Closterium sp. Yama58-4 is the source of this 1032-nucleotide messenger RNA. NCBI's taxonomy places the organism in Eukaryota, Viridiplantae, Streptophyta, Zygnematophyceae, Desmidiales, Closteriaceae. The record is from the annotation of a GenBank genome assembly.
AUGAAGUUCCCCCCAUUCCUCCCGCGUCGCACCCCCCAAUCCGCGUCUCCCUCCUCUCGUCCUCUCUCCCCUCUGUCGUCCGCUCUCAUUCCCUUCCUCCCCGCUCUCAUCCCCUUCCUCCCCGCUCUCAUCCCUUCCUCCCCGCUCUCAUCCCUUCCUCCCCGCUCUCAUCCCUUCCUCCCCGCUCUCAUCCCUUCCUCCCCGCUCUCAUCCCUUCCUCCCCGCUCUCAUCCCUUCCUCCCCGCUCUCAUCCCUUCCUCCCCGCUCUCAUCCCUUCCUCCCCGCUCUCAUCCCUUCCUCCCCGCUCUCAUCCCUUCCUCCCCGCUCUCAUCCCCUUCCUCCCCGCUCUCAUCCCUUCCUCCCCGCUCUCAUCCCUUCCUCCCCGCUCUCAUCCCUUCCUCCCCGCUCUCAUCCCCUUCCUCCCCGCUCUCAUCCCUUCCUCCCCGCUCUCAUCCCUUCCUCCCCGCUCUCAUCCCUUCCUCCCCGCUCUCAUCCGUUCCACUCUCAUCGUUUUCGGUACUUCCUUGCGAGCUCGAGUCUCAAACAGAUGCGUCUCAAACGAUUGCGACACCUCAAUAUUGCGUACGGGAGAUUCUGCCAAAGAGGCCCCAACAGGAUCCAGCAGGGCGUCAAGAAACGCUCGUUGGCAGCAGUCCUAGCAGCUCACAAGGAUCCAGAGCCAGCCACGCCGCAUUGUCCACAUUUUCCCGGCUACAUGGAGGCAGUAGCGCACCAUUGCCUCACCGCGCGUGCUCCACCACUCGCAUUAACGCCCCCUGUGCCGCUGGGGUCGCAGUGGCUUCUGAGUUGACUCAAAAGUCCACCACUCUCACCAACGCCCCCUGUGCCGCUGGGACCCACACGGAGGGGAGGGGGGCGACCCACGUGCAGGCGAGGGAGAGAGGGGAGGUGGAUGAGGUGGAGAAGGAGGAAGAGGAGGGCGUGGGGGAGGGAACGGAGGAGGAAGUGGAGGAGGGGGAGGUUGAGGAGGAAGGGGGCGAGAGGGAGAUCUUGGCCAAUCGGAGGGGUUGA